AUGUGCACUUCAAACCGUGCAACAUCGCAGUGCGUUGCGACGUGCAUCCGGUGGCUUGACUACGCCAACGCAACCCUCAACCCGGAUCGACUACCAGAACACACGGUCCAUCUGGACGAGAUGCUUACCCUCAUGCGAAACACGCCGCCGCCGUCAACGCUGGUAGAUGAGUGGAGCACUCAGGUGUGGUCCAUGGCAGAGGAGCCGUACCCCGUGUACCUUCUUCGCUGUCUUGCUCACCAGAGCGGCCUGACGCAGCUGUCGCCGCACUUUGCCGUGCCAGUCACCGAUAUCAGCAGCAACGAUGAAGUGGCCGUUGCUGUGGCUGCAGGGGCCUCCGCAGGCCAUUCGCCUCGCCUGUUCUGGGAGCGGUGUAUGGUAGUGGGUGUGCGGAUGGAGCCUACGACGAAGAACCUCCUGCAGACCGGCUGGGAAACGCAGCCAUGUCCAAAUUGUGCGGUGCGAGACAGAGCAGCAACAAACGUGCAUGGUGAUCCCAACAGGCAGUCACAACUAUCGGUGCUGCCACUGCUGUACGGUGGAACUCAAUGCGGUGAGUGCGGCCAUACACUUCCCCUAGUGCCGACGUGGACUCGUGUGCUCUACUUGGUGCUGCAGCGCCGUGAUCGCAGCCGCGCAGCAGCCGUGGCGUACGGCGAGGAGGUGCACGACUACCUUUGGCUAGGUGCGUCAAUCGAUACUCUCCUGUACACAUCCACUACGGAACAGCAACAGCCGCUUCUCGUAGUGCACGCUGCUGCAGUACAGGCCGUAGCUGCCCAGCCAGCCAUGCUGCCAUGCACCGAAACUGCGAAAGACGCAUUUCACCUCCUUUGCCAGAAAGAGAGUGUGAGCCGCCUGGCCCUGAAGUGGGGAGACGGCGCUGCCUUCACUGCGGCAGCCGACCUUCAUGAUGUGGCCCGUCGCAUUGCCCCGCAACUGCAGGGCCAGAUGCACGUAAAGGGGCUCCUCUUCUUGGUAGUACUGCACCUUGUGUACUACGCGAACCAUCCAGCGGCGGUUGGAUUGCAUCGGCACCCACUGCACGUGCUACUCGUAGGACCAGCCAAGACGGGCAAAAGUGCGUUGUUGCGAGAGGUGGCGCAACUUAUCGGGUAUGAGGCAGAGGUGCUUGGCUCCACCGUAGUACGAACUGGCGGCAGCACCGCCGCUGCCGGCGACUCGGCGUUCUCCGCAGCCCUCCCUAUGCGACGCAGUGCCGUCCUCGUGGCAGGCCCCGGCAUGACCGCCUCCACACUGGUGCUUGACCAAAUUCCCUCUACCGCAGCCGGGGCCGCUGCUACGGCGCCGCUGCUGGAGGUGAUGGAGCGUGGGCAGGGCUGCAGUGCGGCGGGCAGUGGAGGAGGAAGCAUCGCUGCUGGGGUCCCCGACGUAUACCCGCUCUCAUCCACCAUCAUUGCUGCCGCCGGUGAAGAAAGUGCAGCCGCCGUGCAAUUGGCGCCUUACUUCUCGCUGAUUGCCGCCGUGACGCCAACGAGCUCGCUCGAUGACACUGCGAUCAUCAGUCAAGACGUCGUCGCGGCGUCGCGAGCGAGAUCGUCGCACAGCAGGGAAACGUCGCGCAGCACGUCACGGCCAACGCAGCUGUCAUCAUCAUCGCCGCGCCACUCUCAGCGCGGCCCAUCCGCCCCGCAACGGACUCCUCACAGAACCGAGCCCAGCGUUCUAUCAGAGCGACUGACGAAUGACGACGUGUGGUAUCUUGUCCGCCGCGCCGCUGAGCCUGCUCUGCUAAACAACGUGGUGAGCCACGAAGCGUGCUACAACACGUUCAUUGACAGGCUGGUGGACUGCGCGGGGCUACUGGAGGAAGCACAGCCGUCAGUUUGCCGCGACCUCCCGCCUCCCUCUGCGUGCCGCGGACAGCAUCACAGCGGGCAUCCUUCGGUCACCUGCAACUCCCUGCGUGCGACGCCUCUGACCCUCGAGGAACACCUGCGCGUCUUGCGCGCCCUCUCCCGGGCUCGGGCAAUGCUGGAGCCCGUGGAGCGCCUCCGAGAGGCUGGCUGGACGGCGCAGAUGGGCAACGAAGUGUGGACACUCUAUCAUAGGCACCUCGUCGCGUGUGCUGACCUCAUGCAGCACCGCAGCUGCGGUUCAGGGGUCAUGGCAUCGUGCGUCCCCGCUGCGGCGCCUCACAUGGCUCCGUGGAUGCUCUCCUCUUUUGCGACUAGCGGCGGUAGCAUAGCCGCAGCGGCGGGCUAUCCGUCCCCCAGUCGGCUCAGCCGUGAUGCUGCGGCUCUGAAAGGGGAAGGGGAAGGUGUGAUGUGGGCGAUACCGUCACGCGGGGGUCGGAACCUUUGGCGCUCACAGAAGGCACCCUCGAAAAAGCGAUGCAGACUGAUGUUUGUCGAGGAGCUCCGCCAGCGUCAGCGUCAGCGUCUCUCAGGCCAGGUGGAGAGCACCGUUCCUCCGUCAGAAGUAGAGCACCUCUUCGAGCUCCUCGGCGGUAACAGCGCCUUUGGUGAUCCGCUUGAUGUCGUGAUGAGUCAGAUGCAAGAAGAAGGACUCCUCCUUCGCCGACCUGGGGGGUGGCGUUCGAUGUAA
This is a messenger RNA of Leishmania braziliensis MHOM/BR/75/M2904, 2568 nucleotides long. RefSeq lists its product as hypothetical. The transcript has a single exon. The record is from RefSeq and is a predicted model, not a curated record. Lineage: Eukaryota; Euglenozoa; Kinetoplastea; Trypanosomatida; Trypanosomatidae. Bases 1 to 2568 code for a protein of 855 amino acids.